Cladocopium goreaui is the source of this 768-nucleotide messenger RNA. The record is from the annotation of a GenBank genome assembly. Lineage: Eukaryota; Dinophyceae; Suessiales; Symbiodiniaceae.
AUGGCUUCAUGGGAGGAGUGGCAGUGGCGGGGACGCUACGAGAAAGAUGCAAGGUGGGGCGGCAAUAAAUGGACCGCCUAUGGAGAACAGGAGCGGCGCGGCGCGGGCGCUUGUGAAGUGUCUGUUGUGUCGUUUGGCAUCGAGGAGGAUCCUGAGAAUGAUUGGAAAGGGGUGGAUGUCCUCAGAGUGGCCAUGGCCAGGCUGCUUGAUCUUCGUUUUGAAAUCUUACCAAUCAAGAAGCUUUGCAAAUUUGAUUUUGCCAAUAAGGAAGACGUGGAGUGGGAUAUGCCAGUGGGAAAAUCCGACGGCAGCUUGGAGGAUUGCACUCUUGGUGACAUCCGCAAGUUCGACCAAGCAGCACACAUGCUGAAUGGACCCUCCGGCGAACCCAAGGGUAUCACAGAGGAGGCUCACGUCCCUCGCUUCAAUUUCAACGAAGGGUUGGCGGAGGACAACUUCAGUAACUUCAUGAUUUGUGAAUUCCAUGCAUCUGUGCAGCAUGGCUCGACUGUGACACAGACCGACACAGACUGCAACGUCCGAGUGAGCCGCGCAGCCUUGUUUCGAGGAAAAGGUGGACGAGGCCAUGUCUGGCCGUUGAAACAUGGCCUGCCUGUCAGGCCACAGCCGGUGGCACCAGGUGUCCUGGGCAAUGGCGGCAAUGGCAGCCAGGUGAGCCAGGUGGGAAUGGAUCCUGCCAAGAACGCUCAUGCCUUACCGUACCUCCUGGAAAAACAGGUCUACCAAUGGGCAGAGCAGGUCUUCUGA